This is a messenger RNA of Neomonachus schauinslandi (Hawaiian monk seal), 2805 nucleotides long. It is a transcript of the gene PDE11A, whose product is annotated as phosphodiesterase 11A. Gene Ontology annotation, biological process: signal transduction. Bases 1 to 2805 code for a protein of 934 amino acids. The transcript is spliced from 20 exons. Gene Ontology annotation, molecular function: protein binding; 3',5'-cyclic-nucleotide phosphodiesterase activity. The record is from RefSeq and is a predicted model, not a curated record. Lineage: Eukaryota; Metazoa; Chordata; Mammalia; Carnivora; Phocidae.
AUGACAGCCUCCCGCCUGGACUUUGGGGAGGUGGAAACUUUCCUGGACAGACACCCAGAGUUGUUUGAAGAUUACUUGAUGCGGAAGGGGAAGCAGGAGAUGAUGGAGAAGUGGCUGCAGAGGCACGGUGGGAGUCAGGGGGCGGUAGGCCCAAGGCCCGCAGUGGCCGGCACCGGCAGCUUGGCUCACAGUGGUGGCAGAGCCAGCGGUAGUGUUGGCGGUGGCACUGGACCAGAUAGCUCGGCCAACAGCCACCCCGCUCCGGGUGGUGCGGACUGUGGCGGGGUUCCCCUGAGUCCCAGCUGGGCCAGUGGCAGCCGGGGCGAUGGGAGCCUGCAGCGGAGAGCUUCUCAGAAAGAGCUCAGGAAGAGUUUUGCUCGCUCCAAGGCCAUCCACGUGAACAGGACCUACGAUGAACAGGUGACCUCCCGGGCCCAGGAGCCCCUGAGCAGUGUGCGGCGGAGGGCACUUCUCCGGAAGGCCAGCUCCCUGCCCCCCACCACGGCCCACAUUCUCAGUGCCCUGCUGGAAUCGAGGGUGAAUCUGCCUCAGUACCCCCCUACGGCCAUGGACUACAAGUGCCACCUCAAAAAGCAUAAUGAGCGUCAGUUCUUCCUGGAACUGGUCAAGGAUAUCUCCAAUGACCUUGACCUUACGAGCCUGAGCUACAAGAUACUCAUCUUUGUCUGCCUCAUGGUGGACGCUGACCGCUGCUCUCUCUUCCUGGUGGAGGGGGCAGCUGCUGGCAAGAAGAGCUUGGUCUCCAAAUUCUUUGAUGUGCAUGCAGGAACCCCACUGCUGCCCUGCAGCAGCACAGAGAACUCAAACGAGGUGCAGGUCCCCUGGGGCAAAGGCAUCAUUGGCUAUGUCGGGGAGCAUGGAGAAACGGUCAACAUUCCUGAUGCCUACCAGGAUCGAAGAUUCAAUGAUGAAAUUGACAAGCUAACUGGAUACAAGACAAAAUCACUAUUGUGCAUGCCUAUCCGAAGCAGUGAUGGUGAGAUUAUUGGUGUGGCCCAAGCGAUAAAUAAGAUUCCUGAAGGUGCUCCAUUUACUGAAGAUGAUGAAAAAGUUAUGCAGAUGUAUCUUCCAUUUUGUGGAAUUGCCAUAUCUAAUGCUCAGCUCUUUGCUGCCUCAAGGAAAGAAUAUGAAAGAAGCAGGGCUUUGCUAGAGGUUGUUAAUGACCUCUUUGAAGAACAGACUGACCUGGAGAAAAUUGUCAAGAAAAUAAUGCAUCGGGCCCAAACUCUGUUGAAAUGUGAACGCUGUUCUGUUUUACUCCUAGAAGACAUUGAAUCACCAGUGGUGAAGUUCACCAAAUCCUUUGAAUUGAUGUCCCCAAAGUGCAGUGCCGAUGCUGAGAACAGUUUCAAAGAAAGCAUGGAGAAAUCAUCACAUUCCGACUGGCUCAUAAAUAACAGUGUUGCUGAGCUCGUGGCUUCCACAGGUCUUCCGGUGAACAUCAGCGAUGCCUACCAGGAUCCUCGCUUUGAUGCCGAGGCUGACCAGAUAUCAGGGUUUCAUAUAAGAUCUGUUCUCUGCGUCCCUAUUUGGAAUAGCAACCACCAAAUAAUUGGAGUGGCUCAAGUGUUAAAUAGACUUGACGGGAAAGCUUUUGAUGAUGCAGAUCAACGACUUUUUGAGGCUUUUGUCAUCUUCUGUGGCCUGGGCAUCAACAACACAAUUAUGUAUGAUCAAGUGAAGAAGUCUUGGGCCAAGCAGUCCGUGGCUCUUGAUGUGCUGUCAUACCAUGCAACAUGUUCAAAAGCUGAAGUUGACAAGUUUAAGGCAGCCAACGUCCCUCUGGUGUCAGAACUUGCCAUCGAUGACAUACAUUUUGAUGACUUCUCUCUUGAUGUUGACGCCAUGAUCACAGCUGCUCUCCGGAUGUUCAUGGAGCUGGGGAUGGUACAGAAAUUUAAAAUUGACUAUGAGACACUGUGUAGGUGGCUGUUGACAGUGAGGAAAAAUUAUCGAAUGGUUCUGUACCACAACUGGAGACACGCCUUCAACGUGUGCCAGCUGAUGUUUGCGAUGCUCACAACCGCAGGGUUUCAAGAGAUUCUGACCGAGGUGGAAAUUUUAGCGGUGAUUGUGGGAUGCCUGUGUCAUGACCUUGACCACAGGGGAACCAACAAUGCCUUCCAAGCUAAGAGCGGCUCUGCCCUGGCCCAACUCUACGGAACUUCCGCUACCUUGGAGCAUCACCAUUUUAACCAUGCUGUGAUGAUCCUUCAAAGUGAGGGUCACAACAUCUUUGCUAAUUUGUCCUCCAAGGAAUAUAGUGACCUUAUGCAGCUUUUGAAGCAGUCAAUAUUAGCAACGGACCUCACGCUGUACUUUGAGAGGAGGACUGAAUUCUUUGAACUUGUCGGUAAAGGAGAAUAUGAUUGGAACAUCAAAAACCAUCGUGAUGUAUUUCGAUCAAUGUUAAUGACAGCCUGUGACCUUGGAGCCGUGACCAAACCGUGGGAGAUCUCAAGACAGGUGGCUGAACUUGUAACCAGUGAGUUCUUUGAACAAGGAGAUCGGGAGAGAUCAGAACUCAAACUCACUCCUUCAGCUAUUUUUGAUCGGAACCGGAAAGAUGAACUGCCUCGGUUGCAACUGGAGUGGAUUGAUAGCAUCUGCAUGCCUUUGUAUCAGGCGUUGGUGAAGGUCAAUGUGAAACUGAAGCCGAUGCUGGAUUCCGUGGCGGCUAACAGAAGUAAGUGGGAAGAGCUGCACCAGAAAAGGCUGCUGGCGUCGGCCGCCUCCCCCUCCUCCGCCAGCCUCUUGCCGGCCGCCGGGGAAGACAGAAACUAA